Messenger RNA from Rosa chinensis, 2893 nucleotides. RefSeq lists its product as uncharacterized. The record is from RefSeq and is a predicted model, not a curated record. The coding region runs from base 271 to 2034 and encodes 587 amino acids. The transcript is spliced from 3 exons. Lineage: Eukaryota; Viridiplantae; Streptophyta; Magnoliopsida; Rosales; Rosaceae.
CCGGCCUCUUAUAACGGCUUCGUGUCCAUCGAGAUUUUCACAACACCCAAAACUCCUCAUCGUCAUCAUCAUAAAUCAAAAAACGAACACAAAACCUCUCUCUCUCUCUCUCUCAAAAUUUAAAUCUCAUUUCUCUAAGAUCGAAAUCUUGAUUUGAAUUUUUUCCGGCCAUCGGAUCGGCGAUUGGUCGGAAUCUGAGCGGGAAGCGACGUAGUUUUGGGAGAUUUAGGGCUUCGAGUUUUCCGUGGCAUUUGGGGGAGGGGAGAAACGAUGAACGAUAAGUCACAGUUGAUGAAUCAACCCCCACCGCCGCCGAUGAUGAGUCUGAGCCAAGCUCAAGCCAUGAGCCAGCCGCCGCCGAUGAUGGCUCAGCCGCCGCCGCCGCAGAUGAUGGCUCCGUCUUCUCAAGCCAUGGCUGCUGCUGCUCAGCAGCAACAGAUGAUGAUGAACAGUCAAUCUCAGCCGUUGAUGAUGAACCGGAGCUACAAGGCUUGGCCGCCGCAGCAGCAGCAGCAGCAACAGUUCGUCGCCGCCCCGAAGCCGGCGCAGUCGAAUCUGGGAAGGAACAAUUGGAAGGGUAAGAAGGGAAAUGACAAGCGGAGAAUGGACAAGAACGUUCCCAAUUUACCCCUCAGUGGUGGCCAGAGCAGUAGCGGAGGAGGGUAUAAUGUUCCCAAUUUGCCCCUGAGUGGUGGCCAGAGCAGCGGAGGAGGCGGAGGAGGGUAUAUACCUCCGACGCUUAACGAGUUACAGUCACAGAAUCGAAUGAAAGCUCGGAAAUUUUACCCCAAAAAGAAGUUUAACAAUAGGUUUGCGCCUUACGCCCCAAGGAACACGACGUCGUUUAUCAUUAGAGCUAAGAAGUCCGGUGGGAUUGCUUCGCUGGUUUCGCCUUGUCCGGUGACCCCUGCCGUGCUCCCCACGCCCAUUUUCUCGCCCUCGAGGGAGGUUUUGGGGGACACGGCGAAGGAGGAGUGGGGUGUGGAUGGGUAUGGGUCGAUGAAAGGGUUGAUUCGGCUUCGGUCUCCAGGGAAUGAUGAUGAUGAGGAGGGAGGGGGUGGGUCGAGUGAGAGUGAUGUGGAGGAGCAUGUGGAGGUGGAGAGGAGGUUGGACCAUGAUCUGAGCCGGUUCGAGAUGAUAUACCCGAAUUACAGUGGGGUUGAGUAUAAUAAUGUGCUGGAGAAUAGAGUGGAUGAUCAGGAUACACACAUUGCUCAGUUGGAGGAAGAGAAUUUGACUUUGAAGGAGAGGCUGUUCUUGAUGGAGAGGGAGUUGGGGGACUUGAGGAGGAGGAUGUUGUUUCUUGAGAGGAGGCACCAUGUGAUGGAGGAGGUUAAUGAGGAGGUUGUGGAGAAUGGGUCGGAGAACGAUAGUGAUGGAGGGUCGGAUGUGCCCCAUAUGGGCAUAGGGGGAGAGAGCAACAUUGAGGUGGUAGAUUAUGUGUCCAGAAACGGUGGGUUUAGGGAUGUUUCGAUGGAAGAAUAUGUGCAUGGUGAAAUGAAUUUAAAGGAAAAUGAGGUCAAAGAUGAAGUGAGAAAUGAGGUUGUAGGUAAUGAAGAGAUUGAACGUAAGAACGAGGGAAGAAGGAAUGACCCUGUAGGUGAUGGGGUCGUUUCAGAGAAGGUUGAGGAAGUGAGGAAUGAGUUUAUAAUGAACAAAGUAAUUGCAAAUAAAACUGAGCUGGUGAGUAGUGAAGUUGAGACAAAGAAUGAGAAUGAGUUUAUGCAGGGUCAGGUGAACAUAGAGAAGGCUGAAGACAUGGUAAUUGCCUGCAAUGAGAAGAAUGAAACUAAAGUUAUGAGAAAUGAAGUUGAGACCAAGCUUGAAAAUGAGUUGAUGCGCGGUCAGAUGAAUGCACAGAAGGAUGAAGAAAUGGGAACUUCAUGCACAGAGAAUAAUAAGACCGAGGGUCAGGUGAAGAAUGAAGUUGAGACGAAGAAUGAGAGUGAGUUGAUGCAGGGUCAGAUGAAUGCACAGAGGGAUGAAGAAAUGGGAAUUGGCAGCACAGAGAGGAGCAUUGGCGUCGGUGACUAAUAUGUCCCGCGUUAAUAAUUAUAUUUUUGUUUGCAGUUCUCUAAAGAUUACUUUUCUCCCUUUAAGGUCUGGGGGAGACUGGUGGUGAUUAUGCAAUUGUAAACAUUCAACUCUGUAAUUUUAUCAAUAUAGGAGAAACAUUGUCUCUGAAAAGUUAUCUACUUUUGCUCCCUCUGUGGUUGGGUUGUAUCUUAUCUUUCAUGGAAGUGGCUUACACCAUUGCCAAUCUUUUGAACUGCCUUUGAGGGUAUCUCCAAUUCGCAGUUUGAGCUAGCCCAUACUGAAGGUAUAAGACUGUUUUCUCCGUCGUCAAGAAGUCCAAAGAUUGAGAAGAGACCAGUACUUGUUUUGGACUUCAUCACUGAGCAGACAUGUUUAUUGUAUGAGGAAGCUGCUUCAUCCGCUCCAUCUGUGAUCUUCCAAUCUCUGGUUUGCUGCAUGGACUCCUUCACUACAGACUCAACCAUGUGGCUGUGGGUUCCAAGUUGUAAUAAGAUGGCUGUUACAAUCAAGGCUACUCAGCUUGUGGUGUGCUGAAUUUUCCAGGACAAACGUGACACGGGUAGCUUUGUGAAAGGUGCAUGAUAAUGUGCAUCAUUCCUUGGCUUACUUCCCUGAAACUAUUGUUGGUGAAAACCUGAAACUGUAAGCGGAAUUCAGGACGUAUAUGUUUUAUUGCUUGCAAAUCAGCUUUGAAUUGCUUUUGAGCUUGUGGUUUUGGUUUAAGAUCCCUGUGUGAGUGGCUCUUCUAGCAUCGACUUUUAUAUGUGAAUGAAUCUUCAAGUAAUAAUUUUUCAAUUUUAGUAGCCGUCAUUGUUUUCAUUAUUUCUUAGAAAAGUGGAAAACUUUGAAUCUUCAA